AGUUAAUUUAACAAAGCAAGGCCCGACCCUCGUUUCCUUUUCUCAGGCGCGCUGUGUGCAAAGCGCAACCAAACUCUUCGUCUUUUUCCAUUUCCGGCGAAACACUCUCCUUCUUAUGAUUCUUCUCCUCCGCCGCCUAUCGCAUCUCGUCGUCCUUCGUUGAGCGCAGCCGCCGCCUGGUAUGCUCUUCGUGAUUUUUAGCACGCGCGUGCAUCCGACUCAAGCAUUUCAUCAAACAAUUGAUGUGCGUUAUUCCAACUCCGCCUUUCCACUGGAAUUGUAGCCAACACCAUAUUAAAUCAUUUGGAUUCAGUAGAAAACAAUGCCUGUGAGAAGAAGUUCAAGCAAUGACGGUUCUGUUAAAGUUAGUAGAAAACCGAGGGUUGCCGUAGGGAGCUCAAAAGGGUCGGAAGAUGGUGUGAGAACCCCACGGUCAAGGGAUAGUGGUAUUGGUAGAGGCCAAAGGAAAGCAAGAGUUCCAACGGAUGGGUCGAACGGGUCAAGUGGUAGUGUUAGAACUGGAGAUGGUAAGAAGAUAGGGAAUAGAAAGUUGCAAAGCAGAGGAAAUGGUAGUGAUGAUGUUCCGUAUCACAGUGUGAAUGGAAGAUCGAGUGAUACACGUGGCAGGGGGAAAAGGGAUUGGAAAACGAAGAGUGGGAGCGAGGGGCUUGAAGCAGUUGUUGAUGGGAAGUUAGAUAGGAAGAGGAAGAGAAUCAGUGCUGAUCCUGGGCUAGUUGAGCAAGGAAAGUUCGGUGGUAAUGAUAGAAAGUUUAGGUCUCAAUCUAAAGAAAAUGUGCUCAACUCAAGUAGGGAUAAAUUCAGGGGAAGUGAAUCACUUGGAAAGGAUUAUGCAUUUAAGGACUCUAGAAGAAACAAAUCAGACUCAUGUAUGGAUAAUGGAAAGAAGCUGUCGAGGCAAAAGGAUUGUGAGUUUACGGACUCUAGCAGAAACAAACGGGUGACAGAGAGUCAUAAAUUCAAGGGAAGUGAAUCACUUGGAAAGGAUUAUGAAUUUAAGGUCUCUAGCAGAAACAAAUCAGUGACAGAGAGUGGUAAAUUCAGAGGAAGUGAAUCACUUGAUAAGAGAGGUCAGAACGGUAAGAUGGGGCGUGCUGAUAAGCCAAAAUAUGUUAGAGACAAUGGCUUAGGGAAUGUAAAAUCAAAGAUAAGUGAUAACAGGAAAGCUCCUUUGGCCACACAAAAGGAGUUGAAUCAGAGAAUAAAUGCAGUUGGUUCUGUCCGUCACAAUAGAAAGGAUCAGAGAAUGAAGGCCUUGGUUAAUGGUUCAGAUUUAACAGAGGCACCACCUAAGAAGAAAAAACGAGGUUUCCGGAUAGAUCCUUAUGAUACAUCGAACAAGAGAUUGGAUGAUAGCAUAUCUGAUAAAGGUAAUAAUCUGGGGAAGAUGGAUGAGACAGAAAGCAGUGGUUCUCAAAUGUCAAAGAAUGCGCAAUUUCGUGCUAUAUGUCCUAGCUCCUCCAUCCUUUCCUUUGUAGAAGACAAUUUAUUAGGACGUAGACGUGAAAUUGUAUUUAGGAGAGCUGGCUACAACAUUGAGCUUCCUGCUCCUUUAGACAACAUACCCUUCUCAACGACUCCAGAAAGAGAACGGAUCGAAGUACCAGCAUUUAGAAACAAAUUAGAAUUCUUUGCUGCUGCAAAGAUUUCCUCAUCAUUUCCCCCUCCUGAUCUUCCUGAGAUUGCAUUUGCAGGCCGGUCAAAUGUGGGAAAGUCAUCAUUGCUCAAUGCACUAACGAGGCAAUGGGGUGUUGUACGGACGUCAGACAAGCCGGGCCUCACACAGAGUAUCAAUUUUUUUAAGCUUGGACCAAAGCUAUGUAUGGUGGAUUUGCCUGGAUAUGGUUUUGCUUAUGCCAAAGAAGAGGUGAAGGAAGCAUGGGAGGAACUUGUAAAAGAGUAUGUCAUGACACGUGUUGGUCUAAAGCGGGUAUGUCUUCUUAUAGACACAAAAUGGGGUAUGAAGCCAAGGGAUUUUGAACUUAUUGAUCUGAUGGAAAGGUAUGAGACAAAGUAUCAAAUUGUUUUAACAAAAACUGAUUUGGUUUUUCCAAUUGAUGUGGCGCGACGAGCAAUGCAAAUUGAAGAGAACCUCAAAGCAAAGAAAUCUGCAGUUCAGCCCUUGAUGAUGAUAAGCUCGAAAACUGGUGCUGGUAUCCGAAGUUUAAGGACAGUACUAGCUAAUAUUGCCCGGUUUGUCCCACGCUAGAAGGCGCUUCUUGAGAGUUAUUCCAGUGAUGUGAUGCAUCCCAAUACUAAGGUCAUUGUGCAGUUGAUAUUGAAUAGAGAAAUCAAUGCGUAAUCGGAAACAUAUUUUAACACUGGCUAUCUCUGAAUCAAAAAUUGGAUAUUGUGUCUGUUUCUGGGAAUGUUUUCACUUUGUUAUCAAGGAUUGGAUAUUGUAUUUGUUUCUGAGUCUUUAAGAGGAUUUUUUUUUUCUUUCUCAUGUUUGGAAUUUUAAGGAUUUAGUUUAGCCCCCAUCUAUUUGUGAGUGGAGUUAAGAUAAA
Salvia miltiorrhiza (redroot sage) is the source of this 2525-nucleotide messenger RNA. RefSeq lists its product as uncharacterized. Bases 323 to 2227 code for a protein of 634 amino acids. The transcript has 12 exons. NCBI's taxonomy places the organism in Eukaryota, Viridiplantae, Streptophyta, Magnoliopsida, Lamiales, Lamiaceae. Gene Ontology annotation, molecular function: GTP binding. The record is from RefSeq and is a predicted model, not a curated record.